Xenopus laevis (African clawed frog) is the source of this 4056-nucleotide messenger RNA. It is a transcript of the gene zc3h18.L, whose product is annotated as zinc finger CCCH-type containing 18 L homeolog. The record is from RefSeq and is a predicted model, not a curated record. NCBI's taxonomy places the organism in Eukaryota, Metazoa, Chordata, Amphibia, Anura, Pipidae. Gene Ontology annotation, molecular function: metal ion binding; RNA binding. The coding region runs from base 220 to 3333 and encodes 1037 amino acids. The transcript is spliced from 20 exons. Gene Ontology annotation, cellular component: precatalytic spliceosome.
GCGAAUCGAGACUGUGGGGUGUAUAAGGAAAAGCGGGCCCUGUGCAUUUACUCGGAUAAGAGGGUGAAGUUUGAAUUCCCGCCCCCUGUCUGUCCAAUUCACGGGACGGGAAUCCAAGUGCAGCACAGCGAGCCUCCUAUAAGACCCACGGGGCCACGGACUAUUGUGAAUUUCCCCCUGAUGGCGGCCCUUGGGGUUUAGUCAGGCCACAGCCUACACAUGGCUACAGCAGAGAGUCCUGCACGGGACAGUAUUUCUCCACCAACAGUGCAACCAGAGCUCACACAAGAGGAAAAAGUUGAAAAAGAUCACUUUUCAGAAAAGGACUUGAGCAAAGAGGAAGAAGUCGGUACAGUUUCUCUAGAAGAAAAGGAUGUCAAAAUCAAUAGCCCUCUUACACCUGGUUAUCGUUCGGAUGAGGAUGAUAAUUUAAGUGAGGAAAAGUCUCAGGACACUGAUAAUGAACAGGUACAAGAUGAAACAAAUUCUCCUUUUCAUAAUGUAGAACGUGAAGAGAGAGCCAAUGAUCUGAAUGAUGAGGCCUCCUCUGUAACAAGGGAGUUGGAUGAGCAUGAAUUGGACUAUGACGAGGAGGUGCCAGAAGAACCACCAGGUCUUGUUCAGGAGGAGGAAAAUGAAAAACUUGGAGCUGAUGAUGAAGAGGACAAGGAAAAAGCAGAAGACUCUCCCACAGAUAAGGAAAUAAAUGAUAAGGAUGAAGAGGCAGACAAUGAUGAAAAGCAGAAAGAUAACAAGAAAGAUGAUGAUGAGGGUGAUGCUGAUGAAGGAGAAAUUGAUGAUGAAGACUUGGAGGAAGGUGAAGUUAAAGAUCCCAGUGAUAGAAAAACAAGGCCAAGGAUUACUUGCAGAUUCUUCAUGAGAGGUCAUUGUACAUGGGGUAUGAGUUGCCGUUACCUCCAUCCUGGAAUGAACGAUAAAGGGAAUUAUUCUUUGAUUACCAAGCAGGACACUUUUUCAUCCAAUGGUACCCCUACUGCGGGUACUAAUCCUCUAGCACCAUCAAAUCCCUGGGGAGCACCUGCAGCUGAUGAAUUACUUCCACCAGUGCCUGAACCUCCUACAGAGAGUGCUUGGGAAAGAGGACUUAGACAUGCAAAGGAGGUGUUAAAGAAAGCCACAAUGAGGAAGGAGCAAGAGCCCGACUUUGAGGAGAAACGCCUUACUGUAAGCAUCGGAGAGGAGGAACGAGACUUUGAUAAAGAAAAUGAUUUUAUGCAUGACUGGAAUUAUCGAAUCACAAGAGAAGUUCGUGAAUCGGGGGAAGUAGAAUUUCGUGAAACUGUAAAACAUGCGUCAAACCCAUAUGCAGAUCCAUAUAAUGACUUUGAAAUGGAACCCUUAUGGCGAGGAGGCCAGUAUGAGAAUUUCAGAGUUCAGUAUACAGAAACAGAGCCCUAUCGCUACAGGGAAAGAGAUAGGGAAAGACUACGUGACCGAGAAAGGGAUCGGGACAGGGAACGAGACAGAGAGCGGCGUCAACGAGAAAGAGAACGUGAGAGAGAGCGGGACCGAGACAAGGAAAGACAGCGACGAAAAGAAGACUCGGAGAAAGAUAGGACCAAAAGAGAUGAGAAAGAGCGACAAAAAGACAAGGAAAAAGACAAAGAAAAGGAUAAAGACAAGACAAAAGUCAAGUCUCCACUCCUGGCAAGCCGCCCAACCGAUGCAGCCAAAAAGGAGGCCUCUACCACUGCUUUGGCAGCUACUAAUACUGCUACCUCUGCCACUGCUGCAGUUGCCGCUGCUGCUGCUACUUCUGCUUCCCCUGCAGCAACUGGCUCUUCACAAAUAAAAAGAGCAGAUGAGUGGAAGGAUCCAUGGCGUCGAUCAAAGUCUCCAAAAAAGAAGCUUGGUAUUUCUGUAUCACCCAGCCGAGGAAGGAGACGGAGGCGCUCAUCUGGCUCCUCUGCAUCAGGGUCCAACUCCUCAAGGUCAUCUUCCCGCUCCUCGUCAUACACUGGCUCCUCUCGAUCAUCAUCUUAUUCUUCAUAUUCAAGCCAAUCAUCCCGUCGCAGCUCAUUCUCUGGCAGUGCGUCCAGAUCGUUCUCCUCAUCUCCCUCACCUUCACCUUCUCCAAACAAACGACCCAUGAAAACCAAAGGGGAGCCUAAUGCAGCGAAAGGAGAAAAGCAAAUUGUGAAAAAGCCUGCUGCUCCGCCAGUGGCAGCAUUGACUGUGAAACCACCAAAAAGUGCUCCAGACCUCCCAAAACCAGGCGAUAAUAGAAUUGGCAGACCAAAGGAGAUGACAAGGAAACCACGUCCAAGGAGGAGAACUAUAAGCGGCAGUAUCAGUGGCAGUGCCAGCAGCUACAGUGGCUCGAGUUCUAGAUCUCGGUCGGGGUCUCGCUCACUCUCCAGAUCUUCUCGAUCCAGUUCCUCAUCUGUCUCACCUUCUCCGUCUGCUACCAGGAAAGUAAGAAAAUCUAGAUCCUUAAGUGUGAGCAGCGUCUCUGCUGCAUCAAGUAUUUCCUCUAGCAGCAGCUCUGUGCGCAGUGCAGACUCUGAUGAUAUGUAUGCUGACCUUGCCAGCCCCAUCUCUUCUGCUAGCUCCCGCUCUCCCACACCUGCCCACAACAAGAAGGAAAAAGGGGACAAAACUAAAAAAGAUCAAAGACUGAGUAAAGAAGAUCAAAGACUGAGUAAAGAAGAUCAAAGACUGAGUAAGGAAGAGCAAAGACUGAGUAAGGAAGAGCAAAGACUGAGUAAGGAAGAGAAAAGACUGAGUAAGGAGGUGCAGAGACUGAGUAAAGAAGAGAAGCGGUCACGAGAAGUGGGCCCUGUCCAGCCUCUUAAAGCUGCUCCUGCUAAAGUUGCAAAAAACAUUUCUGCUAAUAAACCAGCUCAACCGCCUCUUGUACCAGCAGCCCCGAGUGGCUUCAGCGCCCACAAGGACAUCAAACUGACUCUCCUUAAUAAGGUGGGAGACAAAGGGAACAGGAAACGCUAUGAACCAUCAGACAAGGACAAGCAGGCCUCGCCCCCUGCCAAAAAGCCUGCUUUGUCACCAGACAGAACUAUUCGAGAUCGCAAGCAGACCGCAAAACCACCAUCCCCAAAACCAGACCGCCAGCGGGUUCAAAAUCCAAAACCCGCCCCUUCUCAGACAGAGCGGAAACGCCCUUUGUCCCCACAGCUGAAGAGUUCAAGCAAAGUGACCAGCAUCCCUGGCAAAGGGCUCGAGGUCCCUCCUGUAUUGGCCAAGCCAGGCAAGCCCAGCACAUUAUCUCGCAGGGAAGAACUUCUCAAGCAGCUCAAAGCUGUGGAGGAUGCUAUUGCACGGAAGAGAUCCAAAAUUCCUGGCAAAGUAUAGCCACCAGCCCCAUGAGAAAUAAGAAGACUUCUGUUUUUAUACGUACCAUUUGAGCUCAACGGUGGCCACAUUCAGGGGCAUCCAGUCCCCACCUCUGUUUCAUUUAUUUUGGCCAUGAGUUCAUCUUAAUUUUGCAAAAGCAUGAAGUAGAGGAAGAUCAUUGUGGAAUAAAAUCUCUCCAUCAUCUUUGCUCUCAUCAUAUGGUUGCACAGGAACACAACUGAUUCCUCUCUGGAUUGUGAAUAUUCCAAUAUCUAGAGUAUGAGACACCUCGCAGUGGUGGUAAAAUGAUGUGUUUGAUCUUUCCUGUCGAUCAAUGAGUGGUUUUUUUUUGUUUUGUUUUUUAUUAUUAUUUUUAUUGUUUUGCUAUUUUGACUCUUGCAUUGCCUCUAGCAAAGAGCCUUCCUUCUCUAAACAGGAAAUGAAAUCGAUGCUGCCAGUCUCAUCAAAUCUUAGCAUCACCCCUCGUCCUCUGCUCUGUCUGUCCUCCAAGGAUGGCAAAAACUAUAAAUAUAUAUAUAUUCUCUAUUCAAUACUGAAUGAGAAUUAGGCAUAUUUUUAAUUUUAAGUCAUAGGCUGUUUUAGGUUAGAAAGGAAGAGGACAGACAUGAAUAGCUAGGAUGAAAACACCAAUGCAGUGCUGUUGUUGGGAUGUCAAUCUGUUGACUUGGACAUUUUUGGGGGAUGUGAUGUACCCCUGGAAUAAAGUAUUUUGAUAAAACA